GGAUAUGGUUCGCCUUAACCUGAUGGACAAACAACAUCUUCUAGAGACAACCGUACAAAAGUACCGCUCAGAGCUGGCCGCGGCUACAUCCACAAUAGCUGGCAAGGAUAUCCUCAUCGGGCGCCUGCAGAGGGCUGCGAUGGAGCAUGAGGAGGAGCUGGUCAACAGAGAUAAACGCAUCCGACAACUGGAAUCCAAACUGGCUUUGGCGCUCAACGAAACCAGGAACUUGUCCGAACAACUGACCAGCAACUCCACCCGAGAUCUCCACCACCCGAGCCGCAGCGACACGAGCAGUAGCGAGUAUCAAUCUUCCUUCGUUCCCAGACGGUCAAGCCAAGAACUAGCCCCAGACGGGGGUCACCGGGUCUCUUUCCGCAACGCUAUGUACAGACGGCCGUCCAACAACGCAGGCAGUGAAUCGGCAGAGGAUUUUAACGGCGGUAUCAAGUCCGUACUCAGCUCGUCCGGAGACGGGGGAGGCGGACACGAUCUGGACAUGACCAAUCGGAACGGGUCACGUAUUUCACGAAAACGGAACAGUGUGUCAGACAACGCCAUCUCUCGCCUCACGCUCUCCACGCCGAGGACAGACGAUAAGUUCGGACGAGGGAGUAGCGCUUGCGUUGUGCAGUAAUUGAUUAUGCAUCAUCCUGCUGAAGUUUUUUUUGUUUUUGUUUAGUUGGGUGAAGAUGAUAAUAUGCACAUAACAACCAUUUGAUGCAGGGAAACACAAAAAAGAUGAAUCGUUAAAAAGUAGUACCUACCAGUGGCGCUGUCCAAAAACCAAUGCUGACCAGCUGAAAGAAUGUGGUUUCUGUUGUUGUUAUUGCUAUUAUAAAUUCUGCAGGUCAUGACCAGGUCGUGUCGUUUGGCCCGUAUUUAAGUCGAGGAGGGUAGGUGUGUCCACAGGAGGUUUACCUUUACAGUAUAGAGUGUUAUCCAGAUUAGAUGUGAAGACUGUUGAUAGAUCUAGAUGUGUGUUGAAUUAAGGAACACAUUUUAAACUGAAUCUGAAGGCUACUAAUUAUCAACUUAAAACUGGAAAUUUGUCUGAUUUGGAAAGUAAAAUCUUUUAAAUUUUACCCUC
Molecule: messenger RNA, 1090 nt
Organism: Aplysia californica (California sea hare)
Lineage: Eukaryota; Metazoa; Mollusca; Gastropoda; Aplysiida; Aplysiidae
Source: RefSeq, a predicted model, not a curated record